Messenger RNA from Punica granatum (pomegranate), 4355 nucleotides. The record is from RefSeq and is a predicted model, not a curated record. Lineage: Eukaryota; Viridiplantae; Streptophyta; Magnoliopsida; Myrtales; Lythraceae.
AAACCCUACUGCUAAAAUCUCCAUUGCCCAGGUGCGGAGGGUCAGACCCCACUCCCUCCAUCUCCUUCUUCUUCCUCCUCCUCCCUCUGUUCUUCUUAGGCGAACCGCCAUUGACAGAUGACUGUCUUGCUCCCGGGAGCCUCGGAGGAGCUGCUGUCACAGUCCUGUGCUGAUACUGGGAGUGAAUUUGCUGCUGCUGCUACUGGUUCAUUUGCACUGCCACAUGUUCUGAUGCUCAGGACUGACAGUCUGCUUAUAUGGCUUCUUCAGAGUGAUGGAGACUUCAGUCAAUUAGCUUGAGAAUUGCAGUCCGUGGGAAGCUGGGAGCAUGGUAACGAAGAGGAAAACGCCACUGCAGGUUCAAGCCCUGGAGGACUUUUAUUCAGAUGACAAGUGUCCCACACCAAGGGCUAUGGAGGAGUAUGCGGUGGCAUUGGGAUUGACACUGAAACAAGUGCAGCAAUGGUUUUCGGAGAAGAGGAGGAGAGAUAAGAAGGGCAAUGAAAUAGAUAGUUUGCCCUGUUCAAGUAAGGAAGCUCUGGUUUCUAGAAGAAAAGGUGAGGUUAGUAUUGCCACUAAGAAGAUUAAGCGGCGAGAGCUCUCUAUGGGAAGUAAAGGCAGGGCAGCUGAUUCAUUAACUUUGAGACGUGAACUUACAACUUCAGCAGAUAGAAGGAUUGCUAAAGCUAAGAGAUUGAAAAGGCCCAUUUGUCUUCAGGAUAUGUUGUUCACACCCGAGUACAUUAUGCAAAAGGUGUUCCGCAAGGAUGGUCCUCCCCUUGGCAUAGAGUUUGAUUCUCUCCCUGCUCGAGCAUUCAAUUCAAAUGCAGGAUCUUGUGAGGACCUUGCUUUCCACGAGACCCUUCACAAGACGAGAAAGAGAAAGGUUCAUGACAAUUCAACCAUGGCUAUCACUGAUGGACCUAUCAGUUGUCCAGAGAGGAGACAUGGAAUGGGCAAAGGGUUGAUGACUGUUUGGCGAGCCACAAACCCUAAUGGCGGAGACUUACCUAGUGGAAUUGAUUUUCUUGAAAGAAAUAGUUGUACACGUCGAAUAUCAAGUUCUCGAAAGCCUUUAUGUCAUAGCAAAAGGCCAACAAGACAAGAAAUUCUUGCUAAACAGAGAAGACUAAGAGACAAAUUACUGGAGAAGAAGAAGCCCAUUAGGAAAAAGAAAAAGCGCAACCAGGAUUCCUUCCUAAAACCACCUCCUAAGGAAAAAUGUAAGCUUGCUUUGGAGUCAGUAACAACCCAAGAACACGUUGAUCUAUUUGCCGUGCGAGUGGAUGAUGAGGAGUUGGAGCUGAGAGAGUCGCGAACAGGACCAAAUCCACUUUCGAGUUGUGAUCAUUUAGCUUCAGAUGCAUUGCGUGGCUGUUCACUGUGCAAAGAUCUACUGCCAAAAUUCCCUCCUAUUUCUGUUAAGAUGAAGAAGCCUUUCUCAAUCCAACCUUGGGAUUCCUCUCUGGAGAUGGUUAAGAAGCUCUUCAAGGCUUUUCAUUUCCUUUAUACAUAUAGUGUGAUGCUUGAUAUCAACUCAUUUACACUCGAUGAGUUUGCCCAAGCUUUUCAUGAUAAGGAUUCAUUAUUACUUGGAAAAAUACAUGUUGCCCUGCUCGAACUUCUCUUUGUUGACAUUGAUUUGGAGCUCAGUGGUGGACCUUUGCAUCAUUCAAGCAAAUCCUGCAAGUUCUUGGCAUUAAUCCAUUCGGUCGAGAAUCAGGAAAUUGUUGUGGAAUUUUGGAAGAAGUUUCUGAACCCUCUGACCUGGCCAGAAGUAUUGCGGCAAGUAUCAGUAGCUGCAGGUUUUGGUUCAAAUCAAGGUUCGUUGCAGCGAGAAGUCAUUGACGAGGAACUGAACCGUAUGAGGAAGUAUGGACUGCAUCCUGGCACUUUGAAGGGAGAAUUGUUCAGGCUUUUGUUGCAACAAGGAAAUAAUGGGCUGAAAGUAUCUGAAAUGGCAAGAUCUCCACAGAUUGCAGAAUUGAACAUCUCCAGUACAACUGAGGAACUGGAAAAUUCAAUAUGUUCAUCUUUGUCGAGUGAUAUAGCCCUUUUUGAAAAGAUUUCAUCUUCCACCUAUCGCUUACGUGUGAAUUUCGGCUCAAAAGAUGAUGGAGAUUGUCAUUCGGAUACUGAGGACUCGGGAACUAUUGAUGAUCAGCAUGAUGAGAGCGGCCUAUGCAGUAGCGGCAACAAUUCAGAAUGUGAAUCAGAAAGUCCUAGUUAUAGAAAAUCAAAGCAUAUGAAUCAUUAUAAAAGGAGAAACAGCAUGCUUUUUGUAAAUGGUGAAAUUGAUGAGAGUAACCCUGGAGAACCCUGGCUGUUGGGUCUUAUGGAAGGUGAAUAUUCGGAUUUGAGCAUUGAAGAGAAGUUGAAUGCCUUGGAGGCUUUAAUCGAUCUGCUUCGUGCUGGAUCCAGUAUUAGAAUGGAGGAUCCAACUAUAGCCAUGGCUGAAAAUGCUGCCCCUGCUAUAUAUUGUGGUUCAGGGGGAAAAAUAAAGAGGCCAUCAGCAAACCAAUGGAACGUUACUAGGCCUUCUUGGGUAUAUGAGUCCAACCGUGGUGGAAGAACAAAUCAAUCAUCACAUGAAACUCACCCAGUUGAUUCCAAAGAAGUUAUGUCAAAGUUAUGUACUUCAGGAAAAACUCUAGGUAGCAGAAAGGGAACAGAUCUUGCAGAGGAUAUACACCCCAUGCAAUCUGUCUUUCUGGGAUCUGAUCGUCGAUAUAAUAGGUACUGGCUUUUUUUGGGCCCAUGUGAUGAGUAUGAUCCUGGUCACAAAAGGGUGUACUUUGAAUCUUCUGAAGAUGGGCACUGGGAGGUGAUAGAUACUGAAGAGGCUUUUUGUGCUCUUUUAUCAGUUUUAGAUGAGAGAGGUGCUCGAGAGGGACCACUUAUUGAUUCAUUGGACAAACGAAAGGUGUUCAUCUGCCAGGCAAUGUUAACUGGAGUUAAACACACUGAGGUUAUGUCUGUUUCUUCGUCUUGUCAAUCAGAGCUUGACAUGGGUACAGAAGCAAAUUCAUCUCCGAUAUCAGAUGUAGAUAAUUGCUUAAACCUGACAGUGGCCAUUGGAGAUUCUAUGCCUUUACCUGGUGCUAUUGUUCUUGAAAAUGGAAAGAAAACAGAAGAACAGAAGAGAAGAUGGAGCAGGCUCAAAGCAUUUGAUGCUUGGACAUGGAACACCUACUUGGAACUGAAUUGUGUAAAGCUUGGAAAGAGAUCUUUUAUUGACUCGCUGGUGAAAUGUGAAAGAUGUCAUGAUUUGUACUGGCGGGAUGAGAAACACUGUAAGAUCUGUCAUACAACAUUUGAACUCGACUUUGAGCUUGAGGAAAGAUAUGCAAUUCAUGCAGCCACAUGUACGGAAAAAGAUGUGAAUGUGUUCCCAAAGCAUAAAAUUCUGUCAUCUCGGUUGCAGUCACUAAAAGCUGCAGUUCAUACUAUUGAGUCUAUAAUGCCUGAAGGCUCAUUGAUUGGUGCUUGGAGUAAGUCUGCUCAUCGACUUUGGGUGAAGAGACUGAGACGGACCUCCACCGUAGCAGAGCUUUUGCAGGUUCUUGCUGAUUUUGUUGGUGCCAUUAACAGAGACUGGUUGUUUCAGUGUGAUAGCAUGCGAAACUUGGAUAUUGUUGGGGCGGAAAUGGUUGCACUAUUUCCUAUGAUCCCCCAAACUUCAUCAGCAGUGGCUCUUUGGUUGGUAAAGUUAGAUGUCCUAUUAGCUAAUUAUAUCCAAGGGGCUAAUUCCAACAGAAAUCAGCAAUAGCAACGAAUGUAAAAAGGUGCCGUGAUAUAUUAUCUCCUUAUUGAUAUCUACAUGGAAGAAUGAUGAUAUGCAAGUAUUCCUUUUGAUCCGAACUGGGUUGAAAGAUUGAAUAUUACUAUAUGAAAAGUUCCUGCACUUUCUGCUUAACAAGCCCUCAUGACAAAGCACCCAACAGAAGGAAGGGAUGCAACUAGCUACUCAGAUUGUGGGAGAACAACAAAUUUCUGCACCACACCAGGGAGAAUGGAAAUAAGUACUCAUACUGGAGGCAAGUGAUCCUGUCCUCGGGUAUGCUUUUGUUACUGUUUUUGUGCAGGAUGACUUGAUAAUAUCGAAAGUGUGAGAUUUGGUGUGAAAUAAUCUCGAUCUCCCUGCUUUUAAUUGCCAAAUGAGCAACAGGGUUUGUAUUUUGUCAUGUGGGUGAAAAAGUGUGUAUGUGGCCUCAAUCGAUAGAUGUUAAUGAGGGGAACUAAAGUUUUGUCCAUUUUGUACUAUAGUUGCUUAGAGUUAGGGCAAUUGUUGGGGAAUAAUUCGUUGUGAGAAACUACGAAAGGAAAUACAGGGAAAGCUUUUGUUCCGUUCUUGA